AUGGCGGCGGCGGCGGUCAAGUCAUCACGGCGCGGCGGCGGCGGCGGCUCGGGGGAGGACUUCAGCGCGUGGUUGGGCGGCGCGGGGUACAGCGAGGGCGACGUGCGUGACAUCGUGGCGGAUACGCUGCACGGAUCGCGCUCCGACCCCACGUGCGAGAACUGGGAGGAGGUGGAGCAGCUGUGCGAUCAUCUGGACCGUUGGUCGCCCGAGGAGCGCAUCACGAUGCUCGAUAUCGUCGUGGCGGCGAGCGCGGACGACGAUUCCGGAUCGGAUCUCGAGGGUGGGAAGGAUGAUGAGCGAGACGUUGUGUACGUGGUUUCCGGCACCGCGACUGCUGCGGCGGCAACGGCGGUGUUAAAAGCGCCGGACGGUGCGAGCGAUGUUGUGCUGAGUGGCGUGUCUACUGCAGCGGAGAGGCUGAUUGUUGCUAUGGGGACUCAUGCUAGCAGCACGAGCCUUCCCGCUUCAUCUGUCAGCUCACCAGUUGGUAGCGGCACCUUCCUGGGUUCCAGCCUUUUUUCCGCAGGGGCCCGCGCAGCAGGCGUUGGAAAUUCGGAUGAUCCGUCGAAAGAAUCUUCAGAUGGAGCUCGUGGAGAAGAUUCUGGGAACCUGCUCCCCGGCAGGAACCAGAGGUUGUUUCGUGCAGGAGUGAGUGACAAGAGCGCCAGAGUGCGUGUUAACUUCCGCAGCAUGGGAGGCAAGGAGGAUAAUGCGGAAGGCGAGAGGAGCGGCUCUGCUGCUGCUGCUGGUGGUGGUGGCGACGUGGGUGUUGCUGUGUCGUAUCUUGAUUCGGUGGGGGCAAUGGUCACGGGUGUGGAACUGGUGCUGGAUGAGAGUGGUGAGGACUGUACAGGCCUGUACCUUUCGUGUCAGCCGGCUUCCGUGUUGGCAGAUAAGGCAGGAGCAGCAGCAGCAGGAGGAGGAGCAGUAGGAGGAGCGGCAGGAGAGGCAACUGCUGCGCCCCUGCACUCAGCGCCCUGCAGGCUUCAACUAGACCAGCAACAGAUAGGUUCCGACCUUCUCCUAGCUUGA
Molecule: messenger RNA, 1035 nt
Organism: Closterium sp. NIES-65
Lineage: Eukaryota; Viridiplantae; Streptophyta; Zygnematophyceae; Desmidiales; Closteriaceae
Source: the annotation of a GenBank genome assembly